Molecule: messenger RNA, 351 nt
Organism: Lonchura striata (white-rumped munia)
Lineage: Eukaryota; Metazoa; Chordata; Aves; Passeriformes; Estrildidae
Source: the annotation of a RefSeq genome assembly
AUAAACAUAAUCAUAUUCAUAUUCAUCCUAUCCACAUCCCUAAGCAUUAUCCUAACCACCCUAAACUUCUGAUUAGCCCAAAUUAACCCAGACUCAGAAAAACUAUCCCCAUACGAAUGCGGAUUCGACCCCCUAGGAUCCGCCCGCUUACCAUUCUCAAUCCGCUUCUUCCUAGUAGCCAUCCUAUUCCUACUAUUCGACCUAGAAAUCGCCCUACUACUACCCCUACCAUGAGCAAUCCAACUUCAAUCCCCCACCACCACCCUAAUAUGAGCCUCCACACUAAUUCUCUUACUAACACUAGGACUCGUAUACGAAUGAACCCAAGGAGGACUAGAAUGAGCGGAAUAA